UUUUAUUGCUCCCCGCUCCCGCCCCAAUGGCUGUGUAGCAAACAGCCCUGCGCUACCUGGGAAGGGACGCGAAGUUGGUGCGAGGUCGCGGUGCGGUGGGUGGUGGGGCGAGCUCCCGGCGGCGAGUGCGGGGCGCGGAGAUGGAGCGGUGGCCCUCCCCGGUGGAAGACGAGACGGUGGCCGUGGAACCUGGCCGUCACCUCCCUGGCGCUGACCUUCCUUGUCCAGCCCCGAGAGGUCAGAGGAGCUGCUCCAGUUGAUGUACUAAAAGCUCUAGAUUUUCACAAUUCUCCAGAGGGAAUAUCAAAAACAACGGGCUUUUGCACAAACAGAAAGAAUUCGAAAGGGUCGGAUACUGCUUACAGAGUUUCAAAGCAGGCCCAGCUCAGCGCCCCGACAAAACAGCUCUUUUCAGGAGGAACUUUCCCAGAAGAUUUUUCAAUAUUAUUUACAGUAAAGCCCAAAAAAGGAAUUCAGUCUUUCCUCUUAUCUAUCUACAAUGAGCACGGCAUUCAGCAAAUCGGCGUGGAGGUCGGGAGGUCGCCCGUCUUCCUGUUUGAAGACCACCUGGGGAAGCCCGCCCCCGAAGACUACCCCCUGUUCCGCACGGUCAACCUCGCUGAUGGGAAGUGGCAUCGGGUCGCCAUCAGCGUGGAGAAGAAAACUGUGACCAUGAUCGUUGACUGUAAGAAGAAAACGACCAAACCGCUGGGGAGAAGCGAGCGAGCGAUCGUGGACACCAACGGGAUCACGGUGUUCGGCACGAGGAUUCUGGAUGAAGAAGUGUUUGAGGGGGACAUCCAACAGCUGCUGAUCAUCAGUGACCCCAAAGCCGCCUACGACUACUGUGAGCAUUACAGCCCGGACUGCGAUUCCUCGGUGCCCAAGGCCGCGCAGGCGCAGGAGCCACAGAUCGAUGAGUAUGCGCCCGAGGAGGUGGUGGAGUAUGACUAUGAGUAUGGGGACGCAGACUAUAAAGAGGCUGACAGUGUGACAGGGACGCCCACUGUAGCCGAGGAGACCGUAGCACAAACCGAGGCGAACAUCGUGGAAGAUUUUCAAGAAUACAACUACGGCACCAUGGGAAGUUACCAGACCGAAGCUCCCCGACGUGUCUCCGGCACCAACGAGCCAAGUCCCGUGGAAGAUGUGUUUACCGAAGAAUAUCUAACCGGAGAGGAUUAUGAGGCCCAGAGGAAAAAUCCCGAGGAUACACUGUAUGAGAACAAAGAAAUAGACGGCAGGGACUCUGACCUGCCGGUAGAUGGAGAUUUAGGCGAAUAUGAUUUUUAUGAAUAUAAAGACUAUGAAGAUAAGCAAACGAGCCCCACUAAUGAAGAGUUUGGUCCCGGGGUCCCGGCAGAAACAGAUAUCACAGAAACCAGCAUAAAUGGCCAUGGCGGAUACGGGGAAAAAGGACAGAAAGGAGAGCCAGCGGUCGUUGAACCUGGAAUGCUGAUCGAAGGACCACCAGGGCCAGCCGGACCUGCGGGUCUUAUGGGCCCUCCAGGUCUACAAGGCCCGUCUGGACCCCCUGGCGACCCUGGCGAUAGGGGUCCCCCAGGACGUCCUGGCUUACCAGGAGCUGAUGGCCUACCAGGUCCUCCUGGUACCAUGCUGAUGUUACCGUUUCGCUAUGGCGGCGGCGAUGGCUCCAAAGGACCAGUGGUCUCUGCUCAGGAAGCGCAGGCCCAGGCGAUCCUGCAGCAGGCUCGGAUUGCGCUGAGGGGUCCCCCUGGCCCAAUGGGUCUAACCGGAAGACCAGGUCCUGUGGGGGGGCCUGGUUCAUCGGGUGCCAAAGGGGAGAGUGGUGACCCAGGUCCUCAGGGUCCUCGUGGUGUCCAAGGGCCGCCUGGUCCGACGGGGAAACCUGGCAAAAGGGGUCGUCCCGGUGCUGAUGGAGGAAGAGGAAUGCCAGGAGAACCUGGGUCAAAGGGGGAUCGAGGAUUUGAUGGACUUCCAGGUCUGCCAGGUGACAAAGGUCACAGGGGUGAACGCGGUCCCCAAGCCUCCCCUUCCCUCCCACUCAUUCUGCAACGACAGGGGGAAGACGGAGAAAUCGGACCUCGGGGUCUCCCAGGGGAAGCUGGCCCGCGGGGCUUGCUGGGGCCACGGGGCACGCCAGGACCUGUGGGGCAGCCUGGUCUCCCGGGCCCGCAAGGUCCCAUCGGCCCUCCCGGGGAAAAAGGACCUCAAGGCAAACCUGGGCUCGCGGGCCUCCCGGGUGCUGACGGGCCUCCUGGUCACCCUGGGAAGGAAGGCCAGUCUGGAGAUAAGGGUGCUCUGGGUCCGCCUGGCCCACAGGGGCCUAUUGGCUAUCCCGGCCCCAGAGGAGUGAAGGGAGCAGACGGUGUCAGAGGUCUCAAGGGCUCUAAAGGUGAAAAGGGUGAAGAUGGUUUCCCAGGAUUCAAAGGUGACAUGGGUCUUAAAGGUGACAGAGGAGAAGUUGGUCAAUUAGGUCCGAGAGGAGAAGAUGGCCCUGAAGGCCCCAAAGGCCGAGCAGGUCCCACUGGGGACCCCGGUCCUUCCGGUCAAGCAGGAGAGAAGGGGAAACUUGGUGUUCCAGGAUUGCCCGGGUACCCAGGAAGACAAGGUCCAAAGGGUUCCACUGGAUUUCCCGGGUCCCCAGGGGCCAACGGGGAGAAAGGCGCACGGGGCGUCGCGGGCAAGCCAGGCCCUCGCGGGCAGCGCGGUCCCACGGGUCCUCGGGGUUCGAGAGGAGCGCGAGGCCCCACUGGGAAGCCAGGUCCGAAGGGCACUUCGGGCGGUGAUGGCCCCCCAGGCCCUCCUGGCGAGAGAGGCCCUCAAGGACCUCAGGGUCCGGUUGGAUUCCCAGGACCAAAAGGCCCUCCUGGACCACCUGGGAAGGAUGGCCUGCCAGGGCACCCUGGGCAACGUGGAGAGACUGGAUUUCAAGGCAAGACCGGCCCCCCUGGGCCCGGGGGCGUUGUUGGACCACAGGGGCCCACUGGCGAGACCGGCCCCCUGGGCGAACGCGGACAUCCUGGCCCCCCGGGGCCGCCUGGUGAGCAAGGCCUUCCUGGCGCUGCAGGAAAAGAAGGUGCAAAGGGCGACCCAGGUCCUCAAGGCGUCUCGGGGAAAGACGGCCCAGCAGGUCUCCGCGGUUUCCCUGGCGAACGAGGUCUCCCUGGAGCUCAGGGUACACCUGGCCUGAAAGGAGGAGAGGGUCCCCAGGGCCCACCAGGUCCAGUGGGCUCCCCAGGGGAGCGGGGGUCGGCGGGCACCGCAGGCCCCAUCGGAUUGCCGGGGCGUCCAGGACCCCAGGGUCCCCCUGGUCCAGCCGGAGAGAAAGGUGCUCCUGGAGAGAAGGGGCCCCAAGGCCCCGCGGGCAGGGACGGAGUGCAAGGCCCCGUGGGGCUCCCGGGGCCGGCUGGGCCCGCCGGCUCCCCCGGGGAGGACGGAGACAAGGGUGAAAUCGGUGAGCCCGGACAGAAAGGCAGCAAGGGCGACAAAGGAGAAAACGGUCCCCCUGGCCCCCCAGGUCUUCAGGGUCCCGUCGGCGCCCCCGGAAUUGCUGGAGGUGACGGGGAGCCAGGGCCCAGAGGUCAGCAGGGGAUGUUUGGACAGAAAGGGGAUGAGGGAGCAAGAGGCUUCCCGGGACCCCCUGGUCCCAUCGGUCUUCAGGGUCUGCCAGGCCCACCUGGUGAAAAAGGUGAAAAUGGGGAUGUCGGUCCCAUGGGUCCACCUGGCCCCCCCGGCCCCAGAGGUCCCCAAGGUCCCAACGGAGCUGAUGGACCCCAAGGCCCUCCAGGAUCCAUUGGUUCCGUUGGUGGUGUUGGAGAAAAGGGUGAACCCGGAGAAGCAGGAAACCCAGGGCCGCCCGGGGAAGCAGGCACGGGGGGCCCCAAAGGAGAACGAGGAGAGAAAGGGGAAGCGGGGCCCCCCGGCGCGGCUGGACCUCCCGGCGCCAAGGGGCCGCCAGGGGACGAUGGCCCGAAAGGCAACCCGGGUCCUGUUGGUUUUCCUGGAGACCCAGGUCCUCCCGGGGAGCCCGGCCCUGCGGGUCAAGACGGCGUUGGUGGUGACAAGGGUGAGGAUGGAGACCCCGGGCAGCCGGGUCCUCCCGGCCCCUCUGGUGAGGCGGGCCCGCCAGGUCCUCCUGGGAAAAGAGGUCCUCCGGGAGCAGCAGGUGCAGAGGGACGGCAAGGGGAAAAGGGCGCCAAGGGGGAAGCAGGUGCCGAAGGUCCUGCCGGGAAGACUGGCCCAGUUGGUCCUCAGGGACCCGCCGGGAAGCCCGGUCCGGAGGGCCUUCGGGGCAUCCCCGGGCCUGUGGGAGAACAAGGCCUCCCCGGAGCUGCAGGCCAAGACGGGCCGCCCGGUCCCUUGGGACCCCCCGGAUUACCUGGCCUCAAAGGGGACCCUGGCUCCAAGGGCGAGAAGGGGCAUCCUGGUUUGAUUGGCCUGAUCGGGCCUCCAGGGGAACAAGGCGAGAAGGGUGACAGAGGGCUGCCCGGGACCCAGGGAUCUCCAGGAGCGAAGGGCGAUGGGGGGAUCCCAGGCCCUGCUGGUCCCAUCGGGCCCCCCGGUCCUCCAGGCUUACCAGGCCCCCAAGGUCCCAAGGGGAACAAAGGCUCCACGGGACCCGCCGGACAGAAGGGCGACAGUGGUCUGCCAGGGCCCCCCGGGCCUCCGGGUCCACCUGGGGAAGUCAUCCAGCCUCUACCCAUCCUGUCACCCAAGAAGACAAGACGACACACGGAGGGCAUGCAGGCCGACGCGGGGGACGCUACUCUCGACUACUCGGACGGGAUGGAGGAGAUAUUCGGUUCCCUCCAUUCCCUGAAACAAGACAUUGAGCACAUGAAGUUUCCAAUGGGCACGCAGACCAACCCCGCCCGCACGUGCAAAGACCUGCAGCUCAGCCACCCCGACUUCCCUGAUGGUGAAUACUGGAUCGAUCCUAACCAAGGCUGCUCAGGAGAUUCCUUCAAGGUUUACUGCAAUUUCACGUCAGGCGGCGAGACGUGCAUUUACCCAGACAGGAAAUCCGAGGGGGUGAGAAUUUCAUCGUGGCCAAAGGAGAAGCCGGGAAGCUGGUUCAGUGAAUUUAAGAGAGGAAAACUGCUUUCCUAUCUGGACGUGGAAGGCAAUGCCAUCAACAUGGUGCAGAUGACCUUCCUGAAGCUGCUGACGGCGUCCGCGCGGCAGAACUUCACCUACCACUGCCACCAGUCGGCGGCCUGGUACGACGCGGCCACCGGCGGGUACGGCAAAGCGCUCCGGUUCCUGGGGUCCAACGACGAGGAGAUGUCCCACGACAACAGCCCGUACAUCAGGGCGCUGCACGACGGCUGCGCGUCCAGAAAAGGCUACGAAAAGACUGUGAUUGAAAUCAACACACCGAGAAUUGACCAAGUCCCUAUCGUUGAUGUAAUGAUUAAUGACUUUGGUGAUCAGAAUCAGAAGUUUGGAUUCGAAGUUGGCCCUGUCUGUUUUCUUGGCUGAGAUUAGGACGAAUAACAUGUGAAAUCUACAGGAAACAUACCUUGGUGCCACCCACCCAUUUGAUGCCACAUGCGAGUUUUGAGUAAGGAUGGCAUAGAAACCAACUCGUCACGUAUACGUAUACAUGUACCAGUUAGGAAGUACUGAUGCCCUCAUCAGUGAGGGCAGAAUCACAUGGCAAAAGCUUUGAAAAUAAUUUAAAAAAAGAAAAAAAGAUAGUGUGGCUGAGAUGGAAACAAGCCUUAUUCUUGAUUCCCAAUUUUCACCUCCCCUUUUCCUAUUUGGAUCUCUUUGGUGCUGUAGAAAAAAAAAGAGAGAGAAAAAUAUAUAUUCAUAAAAGAUAUGGUGCUCAUUCCCAUCCGUGAAGGAUGCGCUAAAACAGUGUGUUGAAUAAAUUGUAAUUAUUUUGUGUACAGUUCUAUGCUGUUAUCUGUGUCCGUGUCCAAAACUUGCGCGUGUGUCUGAAUUCCAUCUGGCUCGAAUUUUACGACAAUCGCAGAACUACGAUGGCAAUAAAUAUAUUAUUAUGAAAAAAAUAAAGUUGUCAUUUCUGAUGGCUCUAAUUCCCUGUCUUCGAUGAACAAUAAAAUGCCUUUGUGUAUAUUGCCGUUAAGGGGUUCAGUUAUUCGAUGCCGACGACAAAUUUCUCAGAGGUGCAGACACCUGAAGACUUCCAAGGCGCACGUCCAUCAACUUCUCUGCGGACAGUAACGUGGAUGAAUUUCAGCCAAAUAGACGCAUUUGGAUGCUUUAUUCAGUGCUAUACCUCAACUUUUUUUUUCUUUCCAGAGUCCAGGAUCUCACAGGCUACUUGUAUAUACAUGGAAAACAAGCAAGUUUCUAUUUUCGGACAGGAAAACGCGUAUGAGGAGCUAUUUAAAAACACAGGGAUGCCUCCAUCAAUCAGAUGUACAAUUUUGUGACUACCUUUUCUCACCUCUUGUCUUCGGUGUGCUACCCAGGUUAAUAUUCAAAGUGGGAAGCUAAGCAAUUAUUUAUGAAUAUGUUCAAUGUUAUACUUUCCAAAACAAAUCAACUUCUUGAAUUGGAUUCUAGGUUGCAUAUUAUAAGAGUCUCCAAAAAUUAUUUUACCUGCACCUGCCCAACAAAUAUUCUUUCUUUUCUUUCAAGAUAAUAUCAUUCAUUAUCAGACCUACCUAACUGCUAAAGUACAUAUGGUGGACUGUUACUUAGUGCUUGUUUUAAAAUUCAUACUUAUGAAAAACAAUCAAAACUUUUUUUCCCCACUAAGGUAUUUCCUUUCAGGUAGCUUGAAAUAGCAGUAAAAUUUAAAAAUUACAAAUUGAACUUUGUAUCUAUUUUAAGUAAUAUAUGUCAGACUUGAAAAUAAAUGUUUUAUUAUUGCUUAUAUGAAGUGUUAAGUUAAUUGAUGCCAGAUUCCACUGGACCCUUUCCAACCAAUAAUUUAUCACAAAAGUGCAUACCUGUAAUGUUGACAUGAAAACGUGAACGUGUGUCCUUCAGAAGUUCUUUUAUUUUUGAAAUUAAGUUUGUAAAUGUCCUUUGGAGAAGGGAGAUAUGAAUCGUAUAAAUAAACUCAAGUCUUGUCUA
Messenger RNA from Myotis lucifugus (little brown bat), 7038 nucleotides. It is a transcript of the gene COL11A1, whose product is annotated as collagen type XI alpha 1 chain. NCBI's taxonomy places the organism in Eukaryota, Metazoa, Chordata, Mammalia, Chiroptera, Vespertilionidae. The record is from RefSeq and is a predicted model, not a curated record. Gene Ontology annotation, molecular function: extracellular matrix structural constituent. The annotation marks the transcript as partial. The transcript is spliced from 65 exons.